Messenger RNA from Polistes canadensis, 1694 nucleotides. RefSeq names its product eukaryotic translation initiation factor 3 subunit E (gene eIF3e). Lineage: Eukaryota; Metazoa; Arthropoda; Insecta; Hymenoptera; Vespidae. Gene Ontology annotation, molecular function: translation initiation factor activity. Bases 103 to 1416 code for a protein of 437 amino acids. The transcript has 9 exons. Gene Ontology annotation, cellular component: eukaryotic translation initiation factor 3 complex; nucleus; cytoplasm. Gene Ontology annotation, biological process: translational initiation. The record is from RefSeq and is a predicted model, not a curated record.
GAACUAUUAUCGAUUGUUAACCUAAGUAACUUAUGUAGACACAUUGCUUCUGAUUUGUAGCGUGGUUAAAAUCAAAGUUUAUAAUAUUUAUCCGAAAUUACGAUGGCAAAAUACGAUUUAACAUCUCGCAUAGGACAAUAUUUAGAUCGUCAUUUGGUUUUUCCACUUCUUGAGUUUUUAUCUGCCAAACAAAUUUAUGACGAAGAUGAAUUACUUCAAGCAAAGUUGGAUAUUCUUAGUAAAACCAAUAUGAUAGAUUAUACAAUUGAUAUUCGUAAACAAUUGUAUCCUAAUUUGGAUGUUCCAGAGGAAUUAAAAGCUAGACGUGCAGGUGUUCUACAAGAACUUAGCGUUUUGCAAAACAAUGUUUCUGUUGUUGUAGCGCUAAUGAAUAAUGAAGAAGUUAUGAAGAAAAUGGAAAACAUGAGAGAUUCGAAGGCUUUGAGUAAUUACCUUACUCAAGAAUCUGAUUUUAGGGUAGAAAUGAUGGACAACUUCGUCAAACUUGCACAUUAUCGUUAUGAAUGUGGUAAUUAUUCUGUUUCCACUUCAUAUCUUUAUUUUUACAUGCUAAUAAUGCCACCAACUGACAAGAAUUAUUUGAAUGUAUUAUGGGGCAAGUUAGCUUCUGAGAUUCUUGUACAGAACUGGGAAACUGCACUUGAAGAUGUAAAUAAAUUAAGAGAAUAUAUUGAUAGCAAUAUCAUUGGGAAUUCUGUACAAGUGUUACAGUUACGUACAUGGCUUAUUCAUUGGAGUUUAUUUGUCUUUUUUAAUCAUGUUAAGGGAAGAGAUUUGAUUAUUGAAAUGUUUCUUUAUCGACCUCAUUAUUUAAAUGCAAUUCAAACAAUGUGCCCACAUAUAUUACGUUAUUUAGCCGCAGCAGUGAUUGUUAAUCGUUCUCGACGAUCUAUAUUAAAAGAUCUCGUGAAAGUGAUACAACAGGAAUCUUACACAUAUCGGGAUCCUAUUACUGAAUUCUUGGAACACUUGUAUGUUAAUUUUGAUUUUGAUGGAGCAAGACAGAAAUUACGACAAUGUCAAACCGUUGUAUUCAAUGAUUUUUUCCUUAUUGCAUUAUUAAAUGAAUUUGUAGAAAAUGCGAGAUUAAUGAUCUUUGAAACUUUCUGCAGAAUUCAUCAAUGCAUUAGUAUUGGAAUGCUUGCGGAAAAAUUGAAUAUGAAGGCAGAUGUUGCAGAAUGUUGGAUAGUUAACUUAAUUCGUAAUGCCCGAUUAGAUGCAAAAAUUGACAGUAAAUUAGGACAUGUUGUAAUGGGUGGACAACCAGCAUCUCCAUACCAACAACUGGUGGAGAAAAUUGAAACUUUAAGUGUACGAAGUGAAGCUUUAGAAAAUUUAAUUGAACGGAAAGUAAAAGCGAAGAAUCAGGAUCCAGUAAGUAUAAUGUGGAACUAAUAGAGUACCAUCGUUCUUGGAAUAUGGAUGUGUGACGUCAAAACAUCUUAUACAAAGUUGUAUGAAUAUAAAAGAUGACAUAAAGGAUUACAAUAAUUUAUCUGGAACAUUUAAACUUAUAAUAAAAUACGCUGUAUUACUGCUUGAUCCAUAGCUUCAUACAUCUCGCUGUAUAAAAUUCUAUCACAUUAAGUACAUAAACAAAUAUUUUAUUCAUUUUGAAAAAGGUCUAUAUAGACCUUUGAAAAUAAUAAAUCUUUUUUAAAACAACUUAAAAA